Molecule: messenger RNA, 954 nt
Organism: Physella acuta
Lineage: Eukaryota; Metazoa; Mollusca; Gastropoda; Physidae
Product: putative G-protein coupled receptor B0563.6
Cellular component (GO): membrane
Source: RefSeq, a predicted model, not a curated record
AUGGCUGCCACCAACCGGAACUCCGACCUGCUGUCCCCGACCCUGGGGAUCAGCAUCGGCACCCUGGGGCUGCUCAGCAACCUCGCCAACACGCUCGUCUUCUGUCGGCACGGCGUCAGAGACGGCGUCUCACUGACUCUGCUGUCUCUCUCACUCUCAGACAGCCUGACUCUCGUCUUCGGGUUGGCCAGCGCCUGGUGUCAUAUAAUCGACAUCCUGGGGUUCCGGCAAGGCGUCGUCUUCGCCCUGGACCCACUCGUGUACUGGCCCAAAUUGUCUAUAGCGUCGUCUGGUUUUUACCAAAUCUCCGUCGACACGACCGUAUUCCUCACCCUAGAGAGGUUCCUCUGUGUUGUCUUCCCGUUCCACUUCAAACACCUCAUCACCUUAAAACGCGCCUACGUCAUUCUAAUCUUCAUUUAUUUUUACGAGAUAAUCAUCCAUGUACUAGUUAUCUACCCCAACGUGUACGGUCUACCAACGACGUCUUUAUGGCGAAACAUCUCUACCGUUACGAACUUCAUCUAUUAUAAAAUCAUACCUUAUCUCCGGCUAGUAUGUAUUGCUAUAGCAACAGUCAACAUUAUUAUUGCGCUGAGAAACUCAUCAAAACUGUUUCACCGAAAUGACACAACAACAGUGAAGAGCCUAAGCACGACUGGACAAAGACUCCGCGAGAAAAAAAAGUCCCUGUCUUUAAAACACAUCCGCGUGAUGAAAAUAGUCCUGGCGCUGGCGUCCCUGUGCCUGAUCUGCAACACGGUGCAGUACGGGCUGGUUUACGUCAUCAACGGCGUCGAUCAGACCGUGUACUACGUCAUCAGCGUCGUGAUUUUCACCUCGUUAAUUAUUCACUGCUCGGCCAGCGUCGUUGUGUACUUAGCCUUCAACACGCCCUACAGAAACACGUGCAGGGCUAUGUUUCUCUGUCGGGAGACACCGCCCACUAAAUGA